Molecule: messenger RNA, 1864 nt
Organism: Neohortaea acidophila
Lineage: Eukaryota; Fungi; Ascomycota; Dothideomycetes; Mycosphaerellales; Teratosphaeriaceae
Exons: 2
Coding region: 121-1743 (540 amino acids)
Source: RefSeq, a predicted model, not a curated record
CUGCUCAUUUCCAGUCCCUCUUUCCUUCUUCCCACCACUCCUUUUGUUUUCAUUCUUCUGCCUCCCAAACAUUCAGUCACUUCAUCCCACGGUUCAUUCAUUACCUCCUCCUCCUCCAUCAUGGCCGUCACCGAUCCGGAUGUCCUCCGCAUGAUGGCCGACUUGGGCCUGGACCGUCGUGAUCGUGUGUCUGCCCCAGCCGACGAUGCGAAAGCGAGGGCCCGCGGUGCAGAUCCGCGUGAAUCUGCUGCUAUCGCGGCUCAGUUUGACGCCCGAAAGACCAAAAUCAACACCAGUCUCACCGAAGGCGAAGAUCCUCGUGCCAUUCGCUUGCGUGCCUGGAACAAUCAAUCAUCGUUUGAGCAAGACGAGGUUACGGAGCAGCUUGAGAAUCGAUGGAGCGGGCAAGGUCACCGUGCUGCGCUCAAUCGGAACAUACACCGCGAGGAAAGUGAAGACGUCAUCGAGAACCGCUUCGGAGAGGAACGCAGCCAAUUCCUCCGCGAAAGGGCCAAUGGAUUCAGCGUCCAGUUCCGUGUCACUACUCCGCCUCGCCUCCCCGGAGCCAAUGGGCAUGGCGGUCGUGGUCUUGUUACCACGCCUUCACGCAACCCAGGACACAACCGUGCAUCGUCCCCAAGCCGCCAUGGUACCGUCAUCUUUGGGCCAGGCGGGCGGCGCCAGGUCGCAACCUCUGGCCAAACGAAUGUGCUUCGCCAAUCGUUCGCGGUCCAGCCUGUCCGCCCGAUCACAGCCCACCCAAGGCCGGCUGUCAACGGCAACACCACAUUCUCUUCUACCACAAUCCAACCCCAGCCUACUCAGGCCGGCCAAAACACUCCCAAGCACACCAGCACGCAGGCCCAGCAAUACCAUAACCAGGCGUUGUGGUACGCCGCGAAUCCUGGGACGCUCUGCGACGAGUACCACGAAAGGUUCCCCGACCGCAAGAUCUACCUGGGUCCGGCUCGGGACAAACUCAUCAGAGAGGCAGUCGUUUUGGCGGAUUCUGGCGACGAUGAGCAGAUGGCGGAUUACGUUGACACGCACCAGGACCGCCAGUGGAUGAUUGAGUGUGCGAAGAUUGCCAAGUCACAAAUUGAAGCGGGUGACGAGGCGGCAAUCGAGGAGUACUGUGUCGAUCAUCCACGGCAUAGAUUCUUCUUGCGUAUCGCAAAGGCCUUUUAUGCGCGGAAGAAUGGACCUGCUGUCGUCAAUCAAGAGGAGAAUGGCAGCGACGAGGUAUCUUCUUUGCCCGUACAGCCAGCUCCACAGCAAUCAUCGACCUCUUUGAGCGCUACAUCAACGGCCCACAAACACGUCUCCUCCGACGCGUCCAGCAGUGAUACACGCGGCCACAGCAGCGACAUUGUUGACGACGGCGACACCAACACGGCUCCCUCAACACCUCCCACACCACUGGGGCUCAUCGCGACAACCUUCUUCGAUGCCGCCGGCAAGUUCCUUGGUUUCUACCACGUUGACACAUCCGCUCCCAUCCAGAUGACCGUCAACCUCAACUCUCGCGAUGCCGACUUCAACCCAUGCGACCUUAUCGUUCACCUCGAUGCAUUGGCGGAGAGCAUGAAGGCAAUGUCGAGGGGGUCUGCAGACAAUCCCCUCCGCCGGAUUGACUCUUUGGCUGGGAAUAUGGUGGAUGUCACUCGUGGGUCAAAGACGAACUGCAAGUUGGAAGGAGCGACGUUGGGGGAGGAUGGGCUUUGGGUAAUGGAUGAGUUGUAGGUGGGCGGGGUUGGAAAUCUCGGACGUGUUGAAGAUGGCCAGGGAGACGGUGAAGCGGAUCGGCCAGCCAGGCCCAAGGUCCAACUACGAGCGUUGAAAUGCAACAAACAGCGAGGCGGAA